UCCCGCCAUUUUCCUUUGGAAGCCCCCGAUGGGAGGUGGUGUCGUUUCGCGAUGAGGCGCUUUGCGUUUUCAGGUUAAGUCGUUGACGUUUGCGCCUGAUAAAGUAAGAACACAAAAAUGCUCAAGAUAUUGUCACUUCACGAUUUCGAGUGUCCUGUUUUGGACGAUACGGCAGCUGUCGGUUUGAUUGACAGUAUUGUACAUUAUUGCACCUAUGACAAGCUGCAUGAUGAGAUGCAACCUUUCUCCAAGUAUCUGCGUGGAUAUCCCGAGGUUUCCGUCACGCAAGAGAUCCUGGCUACCCGUGAAUCUGCGCGAGCGGUCAGCGCUAGAGAAUUAUUCCUGCCCGUUCACGAUAGCGUCUUCAAAAAGCUUGCAAAUGUAUGGAGAGAAAAAGGAUUGUCCGAAGCUAUUCGUUUCGCUGCAGCUGCAAAUCCAGAACAGAUCACAAAUGUUAUGCAUUGGGUGGCAACAAGAUUGAAUUGGACGUUAGACUUGAUGGAAAGAGGAAUUUAUCAGAGAGAUGUGUUACCAACAUCAGGAGCAGGAUCUGUUGCGGAUAUUGUUGCUACACGAGAUUGGAAUACAUCAUUGAUUAGGUGUCUGUCUUGGCAUCCGCACUGUGCACGUUUAGCAGUGGCUACGAGGGACGAUCGAAUUCGCAUUUAUUCGCAAGAUCUACUAGGUGUACCAGUACUGAGACAUAGUGCGCAAAAGUCAGUUUGCUGCUUAAGUUGGAGACCAUAUGCCGGCCGUGAAUUAGCAGCUGCAUGUUAUUCUGGAGUAUUAAUUUGGACAAUAGAGUUGGGAGCAGCCAGUAAUUUACUUAGCCAUGCGAUACUUUUAAAGCGAAGAAAUCACGUACCUGUUACAAGUGUUGUGUGGCAUUCACAAGGUGGUUUAUUGGCAUCUUGCUCGCCAACAGAUUUAAACAUAAUAAUUUGGGACGUUUCAAAGGAAGACGGGGUUCCUUUGAAACGUGUUGGUGGAGGUGGAAUAUGCUUUAUACAAUGGUCACCUUGCGGUUCACGAUUGUUGUCUGCUUCAUGUAGGAAUGUUUUUAGAGUUUGGAAUACUGGUGUUCCAACGCCAUGGCAUGGAGAAAGAUGGAUAGUUCCUCAUGGUCGUGUAGUAACUGCAUGCUUUGGUCCCAAUUUAACAUUACUCUUUGCUACUACAGAAGAUCCUGCUACGAUAUUUUCAUUGCCAUUGCAAGAUAAUAUAUUUGAUGUUAAAAAAGCAACUAAUAAUGAUGUAAAGAUAGCUAUGCGUCUAAUUGAUUUAACGAAAGUCAAUUUCUCAUGGGAUGAUAAUGAUUACAUCACAGUGGGAGGCAGAAUAGUUUCCAUGGAAUGGGAUCCAACAGGAAAAUAUCUUGCUAUUCUAUUCCAGGAUAGUCCAGUUAUUGCCUUAGUUAAAACAAGUGUAAGUAAAAUAUCGCGAGUAGUGGAAGUGCAACCAAGCUGUCUUAUCAAAGGGUUUCCUGGUGAGGUACCAAAUUGUAUUAAUUUUUAUGAAAAACGUUCAUCGUGGCUUUGUUUAACAAUAGCUUGGAACAGUGGACGCGUGCAACAUUUUCCGAUUGUUGAAAAUGAGUCUAAAGUUGACAUUACCACACAUUCUACACUAUUGUCUCAAUCUAUGAGAACAAAUGGCUCAUAUAAUAUUUGUGGUUAUAGGCAAUAGUGAAUUGUUAUUUCUAUAAUAUUGAUGAGAUAAUAAGUACGAUUUUCUAAUUUUUCAAAUUCGUAAAUG
Messenger RNA from Nylanderia fulva, 1755 nucleotides. RefSeq names its product aladin. Gene Ontology annotation, cellular component: nuclear pore. NCBI's taxonomy places the organism in Eukaryota, Metazoa, Arthropoda, Insecta, Hymenoptera, Formicidae. The record is from RefSeq and is a predicted model, not a curated record. Gene Ontology annotation, biological process: nucleocytoplasmic transport. Gene Ontology annotation, molecular function: protein binding.